AUGCAGUCCCCAACGCUGCUCACCUUCGAUCUACCCCCGGAGUCCAGGGCCAUGUCAGUUCCUUUUCCUCAACGACGUUUUUCCAGAGUGUCGCGCACUCAAAUGGUACGAUUUCCAGAUUCCGCCCUGGCUUGGUUGCAGGACUUAGCUCAUCUAACGCCAACAGACUUCUCUUUGAAGGAUGAGGUUAGGAACACUCAGUCCCACCACCUUGACUCAGCCUGGACCUCCGGUACGGUGAAACUUCGACAAAAGCCUGUAUCGUUUGUUAGUGCUGGAUACAGCGAGCCUUUAAAACUUCUUGAAGAUAUCGAGCAAGACAAAGUUCCCCCUGGCGAGGCUACAGAGAGCAAGGCCGACGACAUGGACAUCACUACCGUAGACGUCAACCUCAACGUAUCCGCGGAGGCUGUCAUAGAGAAGACGACUCUCGUUGAGCUAGAUUCAGCGGCCAAGGGCAAGAUGGUUCUUUCCAACUCGACGUCUCAAGACAACCCCUCCAGCGAGACUCCCCAAGAACAGGCACAAGACCUCUUUUUCUUCGACGUUAGCGGAGAUAAAGCUAUCCGAGACAAACACCGUGCUGUCCAUCCGCCACCCCUGGUUCCCAUCCGGAAGCCAUCAUUGGCCGAAUCUGAUUCCAGCGAGGAAGUUAUCCUCUUCAGAGGCCGUGCAGGUAACGCCAAAACAGUUCCGCAAAGCAACUUUGUGGUUCGUAACGGCGUUGCUACCAAUACCACAACCGCCAUAACUCCGACCGGUGAUAAGACCAAACCUACAGCUGCAGAGGAAACGAGCCUCCGUGAUGAUCCCGAAGUGAUUCCUGUAGCCCGCGAAAAACGAGCAGGACGCCAGCGCAGCCGUUCAAAAGCUUCCAAGAUUCCCAAAACCGACGAAGAUGAUGAAGAGGACGCCAUUCUGGCAGAUUAUAUCGCCAACAUGAGUGCCAACCCAGAGGAUGACUUUAUUUCAGACCAGCUACGUUCAUUCAACAACCGUCGGGAUCUUGGGGGUGACAAUUUCGCUCUCAACCUCGGCUCCGGUGACGAGAAUGACAUGCCAGUGGUUGAAGAUUUGUCAGGCGACGAACAACAAGCUGAGUCUAGUGGUUCUGGUCUUAGUGAUGCCGACGAAGAUAACGGGGAUGAGAACGAUGAGGCAGAUGAAGACGACGAUAUGGACGCCGAUAUGGAUGACGAGGGGCUUGCACGACUUCUUGCCAAGCAGGAAGAGCUUGGGUUGGGGAGCGAUGAGCUUGUUUUGAUACCCGAGUCUUUCGGAGUAAGCAAGCGAGGGGCGAAGAAGGGAGGCCAGAAAAGGGCAACACCCUCAUCGUUCGCCAAAUCUGCGAAUGCCAGCUCCGUUGCUGAUGCAUUUGAUGAUCUGGAUCUUGCCGACUGGACUGUGCCAGUACCCCGCAAGCGACGCUCCAAACAACCACCCAACUUCAACAUUUCGGAUUCUGAAAUCGAGGCAAAACUGAAGUUGGAUUGGUCACGCGAUCGGGAACGAAAGAAAGAGCGCAAGCUUGCCCGUGAGUCAUUACGUGGUCAGGGUCUUCUUGACAAGAACGCCAGCCCCGACGAUUUGCGCGUCAAGUAUCCAGUGGGCCUUAGACUGGAAGACUUCAAAACUGAGUUGGUGGCUUUUCUGAUCAGCUCGGAUGAGCGUCUCGAAUUCCCCCCGCUCGACAAACAUGGGCGUAUGGUCCUCCACCAGCUUGCCUUGAAAUUCAAUGUCAAGUCCCAGUCUACCGGAAAGGGCACAACACGCCGGCCGGUUCUCUACCGGAGCAAGCGGACCAUCACAUUCAAACCGCACCAGAUCACAGAAGCGACACGCCAGGUAGAUGGUGCCGCCCGCCGGGUGGGGCGCAAGUACUUCCCCCGUGCUGACGUAGCUGGUCCACGGGGCGACACUCCCCGGGAUGGAUUCAGAGGAAGUGCACAUGUGAGCGUAAAAGCCCUGGUACUUCGAGAAGGAGAGGUGGUUGGCGCCUCUGCCCCUGAGUUGGGCCAGGAAAAUAAAGGUCGCGCGAUGUUGGAGAAGAUGGGCUGGAGCAAAGGCAUGGCUUUGGGAGCCUUGGAGAACAAGGGGAUCUUGGAGCCCGUCGCUCAGGUCGUCAAGAAGUCGAAGGCUGGCCUUGGUCGUACAUGA
Molecule: messenger RNA, 2157 nt
Organism: Podospora anserina S mat+
Lineage: Eukaryota; Fungi; Ascomycota; Sordariomycetes; Sordariales; Podosporaceae
Exons: 2
Coding region: 1-2157 (718 amino acids)
Molecular function (GO): nucleic acid binding
Source: RefSeq, a predicted model, not a curated record